AUGAAUCUGUAUUUUGACAUAGAUGGGCUUAAAUUAUCUGAGAUUCUCAAAAAAGUGUCUUUUAAAAAAGAAGAGCCUCGUCCUCGGGCGCCCGGCCACGCUAUCUUAAGAGAUGCUUCAGAUGUUCUACAACCUGAGGAUUAUCCUGCUUCACCAUCCCGUCCUCCUGAGUUUUAUGAUGAUGUGGCAGAAACUUUGGACAGAAUUGCACAGAAACACAGUGUAAAAAAGAAAUCCCCUGUUAAACCUGAGCCAAGUCCACCCAAAGUAAAUGACAAAGAAGCUGUGGUUCAGCAGCUAGUUCAGAUAUUGACUUCAGAGGGGGAUACCAUUAACAGCAAGAUAAACACCAACCCCUUCCUGCGGUCCACCCUCUCCCGCAUCUCCUACGCUUCUUUUGCCAAACUCCUUGACACGUACGCCGGUCAGAGUGAAGAACCUCCUGUUCCCGCACCGGUCAGCCCUACGCUGCGGCGUCUCGCCAUCACCAUGGACGUGUCUCGUCGAGUCGUCACAGCUACUGGUGUUCAGCGUCUCACAGGCUAUGCUGAACGCUACAUGGAAAGCUUUGCACCAUGGGUGAGGAGCCACGGAGGAUGGGAUAAAAUUGCAUAUUUGGAUGAGGUCCUGGAGUGUGAUUGACCUCAGACCUUUUCAUAAUGAACUCAUGAAAGUUCUCAAAUCAUGUAGCAUGACCUCUGUGAGGCAAAGAAGAAGACUGGGGAAUUGACACUACUUGAUUAGAAAUUUUCUCUGCUGAUGUAUUUAUUAUUCUUUUGUAUUUUGGAUGUUUUUUAUGUGACAUUUUAUACUAAAAUACAUGAUGUCAAUCUUC
This is a messenger RNA of Pimephales promelas (fathead minnow), 835 nucleotides long. NCBI's taxonomy places the organism in Eukaryota, Metazoa, Chordata, Actinopteri, Cypriniformes, Leuciscidae. The record is from RefSeq and is a predicted model, not a curated record.